AUGUCGUAAGAUAUUUUUACUUGAACUUUAACUUUUAGUGAUCAACCGUUGAUGACGUCGGCAAAUCCGGUUAUUUACAGACCUACAACUACACAAAGAAUAAACAACCACUUCCCACGUGGCAUUAUUAAAAGAAUGUGUAUCUUAGCUGAAUUAAAUGAGAGGGGUUCCAUCGAAAAACCAUCUGCCCAAAAGCAUAGCCGAGAAGAACUUCUUUUAUGUACGAUUGAUCUGGAUGAGCAUGGUGCUUUGCGUGUGAAUCCGGAUUUUACAAAAGCUGAUGAAAAACAUAAAAUCACUAAUAAUUCUGGAAAAGGUAUUCCGUUCCCAAAGAUCCUAACAUAGAAAACCGAACUAUCUUUUAGCAGUUUUUGAGUAUACAUUCGAAAACUGUUCCGAUGAUAUGUCUGAUACGGAAAAACAGAAGGAAGAAUUCAACCUAUUCGAGGUUUUACGAUUCACUGACUAAACUUUGCUUAAGUACAACCGACAGAGGGUCGGCAGAUUAUUGUCCGCUGUGGGAACUAAUUUCGAAACGGUUCGGAUCCAAUUCCGUUUUACUAUUAUCUUAGCCGUGUGACGGUUGGCUGCGGAUUUAUUUAAGGGGUGAAAUCGGUAAACUAUCACCUUAAAACAAAAUUUCCAGUCAGUGCACGUGGAUUUGAAUACGACAAACUUUGCGUCCAAUAUUUCCUGGAGCUUCCUUCUGGUAUUUCUAAACUUUCUAACUUUCCUGAAGGUUGGAAGUCGUCCUCGUCAGCUGCGCUUUCGGGAUGUACACAACUUGCGUCAUUUGUUGAAACUACCCAAGUUAGUGUUACUUUAUCUUCAGUUGCGCUUUCUCACCUUUGACUUGUACCUUGUCAACUUAAAUGUUUAAUGCAUAUCUCCUGGCAGGACAACCCUGAUCUAUUCGCCAGUAAUUUGUUUAAAAACACACUCAAUACUACGCAAUCAGCCAACGUUUUCUUUUAUAUGCACCGAGUCAUCUAUUUUUGCCCAUAAAGAUUAACUGGUUUUUUAUCUUAUGCUAGGGGGCGUUUGCCUAUUUUUCAUUCCCGCUGGAAUUUGACAUUGCGUUUGCUGAGGAAGUAUAUGCGGAUAAAAGUGAGUGCUCGUCACUUUGAAUCAUUGUCUCCUUCGUGCAAAUCCAUGUGCUUAGAUGCAGUCGCAUUUUCGGCAGCUUUCCGAUUUCUGUUUUCACUUGACUGCACAAAAAUUAUUUCGAUGAUGGGGUGUUUGCCCUUAUAAUUCCCCUUUUAAAUUUGACGAUAUAUCCUUAAUUCCGCAUUCAAACUAUGCAAAAACAGGAAAUUAGCCACGGUUAUUAUAAGAUGUCGUUGGCAGGCAAAGUUUUGAAUCAAUUCCUCCUUAGUAGGCAUCUUUGGCUAUUUGUAUAUAUAAAGGCUCCGAUGGAGCAUGUCUUUUGCCUUAAUCAACUGCGAGUUACUCGAUACCUAUACGAGUGCGAAUGCAGAAGUCCUUUACGACAAUAACACUUCUGGACGGCAUAUCAGCAGCGUAACUAUCUCAAUGGUUAUUGACCGCCGAUUGAAGAAACCAAUGUGCCUGUAUUGCUGGUGCUAGGAUUUCCACGUUGACUAAUGUUUCUUAUUCUUGUCAAGAAUGCCACCUAACGGUUAGAGCAUGGAUGUCUGUAAUGCCAAAGCGUCUGUUUACAAGACAAUCGCCAUGUAAGUAUGGGCUUAUUUGAUAGGGACGCAUAUCCCAACAAAAUGAAGCUCGAACUUCUGUGAAAUAAGAAAACCUUCAAUAUGUUUAAACCAUCGUGCAGGCACCCUCAACGUCGGGCCUUUACACGCAGCACUCCGCUGCAAUCAAAUCAUCAAUCAAAAUAGCUCUCGCAUCAAGCUUUUAUUACAAAGUUCUAACGUCUACCAUGAUGCGGCCUGCGCCUUAAGCAUACGCACAUAACGCAACCGACUUAGCAGUGUGGGAAAAUGUCGUUAUCCCAGGGGCUUUUCUCUCCCCUGACUUUCAACGGGUGGUCAUAUGGCUUACUGACGCUUCAGUCUCCAUACUUGCCUUAUGUGGUGAACCGCAAGUGACAACAAUUAUGGUCUGGAUUUUUCACAAAGAAAACGACAACUACCGUACAUAAUCUCUGAAUAACGAGACCAAAUAUCUAGUGGAAUAACGUUUAUUACCAUUCUAAUGGAAGCCCAAAAACAAUUACUUACUUCCGACUAUCUCUUUGGAAGGUGGAGUUCUAGGCCUUUAAGGUUGGUCCAAACGUUUGCAUAAAGGAGUUAUUGGAAUGACUAAAUUCCCUUUGUCCAUACUCAAAAACGAGAGAACCUCCAUAUCUUGAACAAAUAAACCACGUAUUCAAUGUCUCAUACGGAAACUAUGCAUCCAAAAACUUGCAUAGCUUUACGAAAUUAUGGUAAAUUUUCCCAGUAAGGAUCGUUUAUUCUCCUCCUUUUGAACUAUUGUUUUGCAGAGCUUGUAAUAUUUUACGCCUAGAAAUUUGAACCUAGGGGCCAUAGUAAAAUUAAGAAUUUCAAUAUUGGAAACGGUUUUCUUUCUGCCCAUUAGACGAAAACAAGACGCUAAAAUGGCCUACACUUUUCAUGGAGAUCCUGUCCAUGGAUAUAUUUACACGUUGUCGAACAGAGGGCUACGCGUACACAGCAUUACCGAGGUGUUCAGGUGAGCCGUUUUCAUUUUUCACCUUACGGAUUUAGGCUGUUUCGUUAACAACCUCCGUCCCUAGUUGAAUUUAGCCUGUCGUGGUUAACUUCAAAUACCUUUUCUUGACUGCCAUCAGUAACACAAAGAUCUCCGUUGAAAUUAUGAAUAAGCGGUAACUGAACAUGUGGUAAAGGCAUCUCGCAAAAACUUUGUAAUUAUAGGAUUUUGACUGUGAAGUAGGAAUGUUUAUGCCUAAUGCACCGAUAGGCGGUUACUUGCUUUAUGCGCUGGAAUUUCAAAUAACCAAUUUAGACACACUGUUAGAACUACGACAAGUAAUGUCGCUUUUUUAGUCGUAACUUUAAUGUUAUUUAGCAAGUGUUUGUGUCUGUCCCAUUUGAACUAUGUACAUUUUCUUAACACUUGUGUCUUAUUUUUUGAAUUUAAAUAUGCAUUUGUCUUUUGAAUUGGGACCAAUAAAACAUAAAAUCCGGAAACGACCAUGUCCCUCAUGGCAUGCUAUGUGAAUUGCGCAAGUGAAAAAAAACGCAACAACAGCUACCAAAACACUUUGCGAUGUUUAUCCGAAUACCUUAGCUGUCCGCAAUUUGUCUUUGGUUCGUGAAAUUUCCAUCGCAAAAUUUCGACCUUUUCGGUAAACGUCGUCCAGGAAGGCCAGUGGAACUAGAUAAUAACCUCUUGCAAGCAACCGUUGAGACAGCUCUGCGUUAUAGCAUUAGAACCUAAUCAAAAAACAUAAAUCCUUCAUGACCUCCUGCUUAUGAGCACUUUCAAUAGAUAGUGGAAGUCGAUGGACAGGGAGUUUCGGUCCUACACCAACUUUCGAUAAAAAACAGGGCUCAGCAUUCCACAAUCUGCAACUUUUUCCCAGGCAGAUAGGAGAGAAAACCAUCUUUUUAACAAAGUGCCACAAAAGAUGAAAAAUUGAUUAUUUGCGUUAUUAACAAGCAUGAGCAUCAAUGGCUUUUUACCAGUCAGACAUCAGUUCCUACGCCGAAAUUUAGGUUCAUACCCCAACAGCGUUUUUCUUUGCGUUAAUUGAACUGUUGUAAAUAUAUUUCACUUUAACUACUGUAAAAGGGGCAGAGCACAACAACAGACCUCCAUUGUCAACAGUUAGGAAGUUUAUAACAAGCCGUUGCCGAUAAACAUCGGGCGCUAAUCAAUAAAAUGGGUGGCACUCUACAGCAUAACAAUGCCAAGCUGCACUCUAGACGAAAUACACAGAGCAAGAUCCCAUAUUUGGGGUAGGAACUUUUGUUCCUCCAUCCUAUUCACUUCGUUGUGCGCCAACUGAUCACCAUUUGUCCAGAUCUCUGCAGCCUUUCCUGGGUGGAAAUAAUUUGCGAAGUACCGAUUAUGUCAAAACGGUGCUCUCGGAAUUAUUUUUAUCAAAAUAAACUUCCUAUUACGAAGAAGGUAUUGAGAACUUAGUUUAGAUAUGGAAAACAGUGAUUAAUAAUGGUGGUGAUCAUACGAAUGGGUUAAAAGGUCUCACUUUCCGGCAAACAUUCUUCUCGUCAUUUUUUGAAAUACGACAAUACUUUAGGGUCUCUCUAAUAAAUAUAUAAAUAGCACUUAUUUCUUCACACGAUUUAGGCACGAGUAGUAAAGCGGGGCAAAGCUUGAUUUCUGCUGUCAGUGAGUAAAUUCCACAAAUCACUGGCGGGUUUUGCAUUUCCCUUAUGAUUCUAAUCCUUCUUUAUAUCAAACAGAGCAGUUGUAAACCUUAGAAAACCUAACUUUCGUUGAACAAAAAGUGCACACUGGCCUCUUUGCCUUUCGGACGCAGGCUAUGAAGCCCAUUCAAACGGCCCUCGUAGGAACAAAUGUCUGGGUGCCGCUCGUAUCUUUAAAGUUUUUACAUUGCAGACUAAACUUGCGGGCCUUUAUGCCAAUCCUGACAGUCAUCUCCGUGGUUCUUUCUGAAUAAUUAAAAUAAUCCUUUAUGAUGCUCUGAAAGUAAUCCUAUUUACAGUUCUUCCAUUUAGGAAUCUGUGUUCCGCUUAUUAAUUUCCCACAAUUUCUUAAAAGUUUAAAGGGUAGGUAGGCAACUGUCAAGGCACAUAUUUUGCUUCUCAUACUGACUGUAUGUGACAGCAUUUAUUCUAAAACGAAUCACGCAGUUGACAAGCUGGACCAACCCACGGGCUAGAUCGGAGUCUAGCAGGCGUUAUUGGGAAUGCGCACCCAUAACAAAUGUCAACGUCUGGGGGUGUGGAGGAACGCCCCGCCAGUUUGGAUCCGCCGCGCCAGUUUGGAUCCGAGCCGCCCCCUUUUUGGUGUGUAAAAUCCUGGUCAGUGUUCUUUGUGGACCAGGAGGUGUGUUGGUACGCCUGAGUGCGGGUUUACGCCAUGCCAGCCACCUGCGCCCUCUCCCGCCCCCAGUCUUCUUGGCUCUGUCUUGCCAUCGGAUACAGGUGGGGGAGGGGAGGAGAGACUUCAGCAGAUGCAUUGAAACGGACUCACGCGCAAGUCAUCAUCCCUGCUGUGGAGCACGGGGUGGACAUCGUCGGCAACGUCGGUCGGACAGCCGCGGGCUACGUGCCUUUCUGGCACUAUUUAACCUUUCUUCUUUUGUCUCGAGGGGCAGCAGACAACUGCACGUAACAUUUCCGUAACUACCUAGGAGACUUUUAGGAGGAGUGGUAGGCAUCAAUGAAGCACAUCUGAAUCUUCAGUAAUAUUUGCACUGUAUGUAUUGGACAUAUGAUUACUUCACUGCACUUGCAUGUCAGUGCGUAUAAUUGGACUUGUUGCGCUGACAUCCGUAGUUCCUAAGCCAUACAACACAGUUUGGGUGGCGGUAGUUUUGGAAUGAGGUUCUUGUCACCAAUUUCCCAGUCUAAGACUCAUGUCCAAGUUUUUUUAAGGAGAGAGCAUAGGGCUCUUAGCCGCUAUUUACUUUGGUCGUGGUCUUAACCAACAUUAUGUCGACGGGAACUAGGGGCAUAAACACUGCAAUAAACUAAGAUCACAUCAAAUAUUACGAAAUUGCGCAAAUUCCCAACGGCUACUAAUCGAUGUUUUCCCUCAUUUUCUGCUAUUUGAUAUUCCCGUCAUGGCCACCGGUAAUUUCUAGUGAUCAUGGUUCAUUCGUCUUCCAAGUAGGCUGUUUCAGUUCGAAAAUAUCACAUAAACACAGUUGCAUUUUAAAGUUAUUUACAUCCUUGACGACGACUGUCCUUGACCUACUAUAACAUUAGAGGUGAAGGGAGCUUGCUUUUCUGACAUUUUAACCAUCACGGCUUUUAUAAGACCGUCUUCUUCGAGCUUAAAUAGCCGCCCAAAGGACACCGUUUGAAGUCAGAGAGUAGUUUCGCGAUCUGUUCAUUAUUUUCCCGCAAGUGCCUAUGACACUAAAAUAAACGGAAGUAGGCGAAUUUGAGGUCUGCUAAAAAAGUAAAUUUCUUCUCUCGUUUUCUGAUGGUCACCUGACUGCCAUUUCCUUUGCGCUCCCACCCACUCACUUCCAUCGAACACAGUAUAAUUGACCAUUCGAGUCAUAUACAUCUGAUAAUUGCAGCAUACAUCGGGGAAAAGACUUGUGUUUUAUUACUAAUAGACAUGAAGUGAGUUAAAAUCUGCCCCGAAAUUUCAAUUACCAUUUGAUUUGGGGAUUUCAGCUAGCAAGUGCAUCGGAAGUGUGGUUAAAGCGCUGAAAUAUGGGAUAUGAUAGCACCAUAUGUAAGUAUAUCAUUUGACGGAAGAAAAGUUCUCUCUAAAAACACACUCACGCCUGUCAGUUCUAUUUAAAUUCACUAGGCCCCGACCGGCCUCAUAGCCUGUCACCUUAUGAAAACUUUUGUUCCUAUGACGUCCCCAUCGAUGAAAUCAAGCAAAAUUCUGUUUCGCUUGUUGAACCCCAUCUCAUUUAACUGAAAAGAGUCAAGGAUAACACGAAACCCUGGAAAACUAUUUUAGAAUCUACACUCAGAAUGUAGGCAGUUGACAAACCGUCAUAUAUGAAAUCACACCAAUUAUUAAACGAUAUUAAGAUGUAAACUUCACUCAAACAUUAUUAUUAGACGUUAUUUUAUUUCUACUUUCAUAUUUACUACGUUUUUCUUAUGAAAAUAUAUUUUAUACAUCGAAAAAUGUGAUUUACUACAUUAGAGCCAUUUCUGACGUUUUCGCAAUAUUGCGCUUUUUAAAAUAAAUCGGCAUUUCUAAACAACGCAACACUGCCUUUAAUGUUUCUUCUAUGUUUUUAAUUCUUUAAAACUUGUACUUAAUUAGCAUAGACAUUGGACUCGUGAAAUGGUGUCGGUUGGCGAGUGAUUGGCAAUCAGUCGUAAAUUUCAACACAUUUCAUGAGUUAGGUUACUAACCGGAUAUAUGUAAACAAGUUAGUAUCGACAAAAACCAGAGAUACUGUGGUGGUCUUUUUCGGCUUAUUUAUCGAAAUCAGUCAGUCAUGCCCAAUCCCAAGUUUGGAACACCUGGGAUUCGCACCCGGGUUCUUUUGGUUACUAAGCUUUUGUAAGUCCAAAGCUCCAGUUAUUGAUCCAGGGGCUCGUCAUGUCUGUUGUGACUUGGCAUAUUAACUAUGAUACGAGGACGCUCACCGAUCAGGUUGCGGAACGUGCCUGUCCUUAAAUAGUUGAACUGGAAUAAAAUGACCAACCCGAAAUUCGAAUAUGCCUAUUAGCAGGCUAGUGAAGUUUAAAAACAUACGUUCUUCACUAAUAAAAGGCCGUGUUUUCCCACUUUUUAAAGAAAAGAUAUCGAUAAUUCCACGGAAUAACUCCACAAAUGCUCAUUUUUUAAUUAUAGGCUUUUAGCCUGAACCUCACUUAUUCCUUCAAAUAUUACCCCUUCACGGGGAGGAGUAAUUUCCUAUUUUUGGGUAAGUGGGUGGUACAGUGGAAGAUACAGCCGUUCAAAUUGAUGGACCAGGACGUUAAUAGAUGGGUUAAGAAAUGUUAUAAGUCUUUUCUAAUGAAACUUAGAAAAAAAUGAUAAAUAUGCUUCCUUUCGUUAUUGGCGAGUGCUUGAAUGGUUCCAGUUAAUGAUGACUAUCCGGGAAUUUAGUAGGAGUUUCAUUUUCCAGUCAGCACUUGACAGACAUGCAUGCGCUGUUAUUCAGGGCAACAAUAAUGACUGAUUUCAAUCUGCACAAUAUUGGCUUACUAGCCUUUUGCAAAACCGCAAACGCAGAAUGCAUGAUUUCACCAGCUUUAACGGCAAAUAUCAUGUUUGAUGAUUUCUGUUCAAUUGAAAAAAACGCAUCCUGAAUAGCGCUUUGGUGGGAAAAAAUUAAAGAAACUUCAGGGCUUUAUACGACGCCUGGGCAUAAUUGUUCUUUUCGAGAAGCUGUAUCCUUGUGUAUCCUGCCAACCGCGCGGACAAAACCAGACUUUCCGCUCACAAACCAUGCAGUCAAGAAAGAGUGACACCGUGUUUAUUGAUGUUUGGGACCUUCAUACGUCCAAAGUCAUGUGGCUCAGUGGUUUGGUGGGCACUAAAUUGGUCGCCCUACUACAAUCCCAAAACUACAGUUUCAAAAGUUUUCAAUGAGAGCUAGAUUUGACAAAACCUGCUUAAGCCUUCAGAUUUUCUUUAAAUGGAUAGAUGAGCGUCCAAAUCUGCAUUAAAACACGUCCGGAAAUAGGAUAACGGUAAUUAUUACGCAAUAAGUAGAUCUGGUAUGCUGGGAAUAUUUUAGGUUAAUUACUACAACAAAAGUCAGGUUUCCGUGUACGAGAAAGGGUAAAAUUUUAGGGUUUCAAAAUAUUCAUAAACUUAGAUUUUAUCACAAGCACUGUUCCGACACGCCGCUACCUUUGCUACCGACACUUUAUUCGUGGCAGGGGCGUCCCUGUGGCUUCAAGUGCCUGUUUGUCCCCAUAGGUACCCACCUUGUGGAGGUGUCAGCCUGGCGUCCUGUCGGACAGUCAAUAGUUAGCCGUCUACGGCGCUUCUUUGUGGGUGGCACCCCUCAGCUGGAGGACGCAACCUUCGCCAUGAUACCCUCAGACUUUCAGGUAACGUACCCCACCCUCUCUCUCACACUGUCCCCUUGACCCUCACUUUUUCCCUUACUUCUGAAAGAUCCACUUACUUGAUUUCUCUGUGUUUGCGAACGUUAAAUGACCUGCCACUCUGGUGACAUAGACAUUAGCUAUGAUCCCAGACCCUGAGCGACAAAUUGCUUUCCGACCGACUUUAAAACAACUCCAUGUAGAUUAGACGUAAGCCAAGACCUAUAUGGUGCAGCGUCCACCUAGCUGAACUGAUGUUGCCGUGGUUUCCAAUGAAAUACUCCAGUUAGGUGGGGUCAAUGGAGGAGGUGGCCAAGAAUAAAGAUCAAAUUAGAAGGAUAUUUUGAAGUCCACCAGAUAAUAUGGCGGAAAGCAAGUCAGACUAAGAGAUUUCAGAACGGCUGGGGAUUGUCCUAAAGAAGGCAGCCAGCUAAAUGCUUGGACGCUAAACAGCUUUAGUGAUUAAUACAAUGAACGAGAAAACUAAUGCAGACCAACGAUGGAGGACAGGAAAGAAAGGGCACACUUAUGUCAGCAGAUAUGUUCACUUUUAUGAAUCAAAGAGGUGGAGAGCAGUAUGGGUAAACAUGGGAAAUGGGGCAUCAGCCAAACGCCAGAUUAAGAGCUGGGCGAGGGAGAAACCGAACUUGUCACAGUACUUUCGGAAAUCAUUGAGCAAGUGCUAACUUUUACAGGCCUGCGGAACAAAUUUGACGAGUAGACAAGCACCCAAGAUAUCAGAAGGAUGAAAGCUCCUUAGGAAAGGUUGCAACUGACAUAUCGUAAGUAGCUUUAAAGCAGCCUUAAAGUGAUCCUUUAUCCGUGGAACGAGCACCAUUUUUAACGGCCGUGCUGAGGCGGUCCACGCAGUCUAUUAGACCAGCGAUAAAAAGUAGUAGACUGACGAAGAAUUAAUUCGCUCUUUUGACUUCUGUAUUUGUAUGUUUUCAGAUAAGUGGAGAUAAUAGUACAGUUCCUAAUCAAACCUUGAGGACUGGAAGUUUGAAGAUAAAUGGUUGAGAAGGAAAAUUAAAAAUUGCUUCAGUUGCCUGGACGGCUUUGGCACGAGUGGCCACUGGGUAGUUUAUGCAGAACGGGUCUGCCACAUGAGCCAGAAUUAGGGGAUACAUUUUUUCCGCUGUGGGGAAGUACCAUGGAGCAGAAGUUUGUACUCCGAUCUAUAUCUUUUUGGAGCGUAUUUUUGGGAUUCCCAAUAAAGGGGCCCAUUAUAAUGUGGAAUUAUUCUAGGUUGCGUCAAGCUGAGCACCUGAACGUAUGCUAAAGAAAAUCAUUCCUGUGGAAAUUAGUAUCACUUGGAGUCAAAGUCUCCGUGUGUAGGUAUGAGGUCUCUAAAGGCCGAGAACAAAUGUUCCGAUGCACGCAGAAAAAUUCAGAUUAUGCCGAGAAUGCGUUCGCCGAUCGGGUUACAGAAUAUGCUCGUCCUAUUGUACUUUGUGACUUGACGUAUAGUCGCGCACUCAGCCGCACAGCGACGCGUAAUAUGGGCAGAAGACGACCAUCGACAAAGACAAGGGAGACUGGAAUGGCCAUUUUUGGCUUAUUGGUCGUCGUCAGCCAGCCUUACCCAUAUCCAGGUUUUGUUUCACCCGAGCCUUCAAUCCGUGUUCCUUGCUGAUCGAUUGUUUAAGUUCGACUCUCUACCGACUAAGUCACAUGUUCGUUGUCUUGUCGGUUGCGAUCGGUAAGCCUCUUCAGCCGAUACUGUUAGCCGCUGUGCAGCUCUCUACAGGACUUUGGAUCAAGCCCCAAGGUACAACGAGACGAUCAUGCCCUGUAACCCGAUUGGUUGACUCAGUUCUAAUAGUUGACAUUUCCGAUCUCAACCGACAGGACGACGAGCCUGUGGCUCAAGUGGUAGAGUAUUAGACUCACUAACGCCCGAUGACCAAAUAAUGCGUGAGUCUGGUGUGGCAAAACCUCGGUUUCGGUAAGGCCGGCCGAUGGCGGCUAAUAAGACAGAACUGGCCACUCCAGGCUAUUGCACGAUUCGCAGUCAAAGAGGGGUCAUUCUGUCAAAGUUUUUCAGCAGUCCCAGGAUUCAGAAAAGUCUACUUUGUCUCCAUAAUGAGAGAAGUACAACUUAUAGAUUCUGUACAAAUCUCCCCACAGAAAACCGUGGCCUCAGUAUUUCAACUCAUUUAAACUUCUGGCCACAUGAGACCAGCGGAAAGAUGAUUGCGCUGUGAGCUACGCACCAAGGGAUACGCUAUAAUUGACAAAUAUUUCACAUGCUGAAGCCUAAUCACAACUUAUCAACAACGUACGCAUAUGCCCAGCACGCUUUAGCCGUGGAACGCCGAUCUGGGGAUGCCGCAGUGAAUUUGCAAGGCCCUAUUUUUUAUAUUGUGUACCAUCUCACAGGCCCAACGUUUUCCGAAGGGUUUAUUACAGGCAUCGAUACUAGCCACGGCUAUUCAAUUCGACUGGGUGCUCCGUUGAGGACCUUGGACACUUUUGAAUUCUCGAUAAUAAAUCAUACUUUCAAUUUUUGAAGGGAUCUAAGCUCUCAAAGUAUGGAUUCCGUACCGACGGCGCUGGAAGCCUGUUCCUGCGAUUUUAUGCGAUUCAGCAAUGCUGGUAUGUUUUGAUCUACUUGUUUUAACCCCUACUCAUUCAGUACAGCGUGAAAAUGCCCUAACUACGAACCCUCGUCCACGACCUGCCCUUAAUGAACUGAUUAGUUCUUCAAGCUAACAAAGAGCAUACCUGCAGCUCGGUCAGCGACUUUGAUACAACGUAUGAGCGCUGCGAUUAAUAACUCUAGCCGAGAAGACGGCCGCUCAGCGCCUGACUAAAGAACUAAUUAAUGACCUCGUCCGUUUCACGUUCACCACCACCACCACCCAACGCCCAAAGCAUCGUCUUCCGUUUUGACCUGCAGCCAGAGUCGACGCUUCAGACUGUGCAGUAAGCGCUCUUCGACAUGCGUCACUCAGCAAAAGGGAGUCGUGUGAACCAAUCACACUGCUAAUUUAUCACGUGAACUGCUGUCUGGAAAACUGGCUGACAAACGUGGCUAUCUCAUGGGGUCAUAGGGGGCUGAGUGCUAUCCAAUUUCAGAUGCGACGAAUAAAAACGACCAGUUUUAAAAUGUAUUUUUGUGUUCAGAUACCAAGGGCCUCAUCUGCACAGUAGUACUGGUGGAAUUCGUGUAUCUGCAUCCAACUUUGUCCAUAAAGCAGAUCUGACAUUUGUCCUACCGGUCACGUAGGUUUGUCUACAUCGCGCAAAUCCCCUUACUGUCUGGGUCACCUCCGUUCUUUGUUUAAAGGGUUAAAUGAUGUGCACAACUCUGGCCUUUUGCAAACCUACCGAAGUUGGAUCACAAUAAGUAAGCUGAGCACCGGCUUAUGUGCUAACAGCGGUCGUCCUGCCUCAUAACACCAUCUGCUGUGACCUAAGUCAGUAAAAUAGUGGUUAUCACUCGAAUACCUAGUGUCAGGAAACAAUUCUAACCCAAGACAAAAGAAUUAUCGGAGUAACUUUCUGUCCUCAGUUACGAGCUCAACAUAGGAUUCACCUCCGGGAGUAGUGAAGUUCAUUGGCACCCGUGCGAAUGGCUGAUAAUAGUAAAAUAAAAAAAACAUUAACGGCUAUUUCGGUUUCCCUUGUUCUUGUUGAUGAUAAACCUCGAAUAGUGAUUGCUCGUUCCUCUGGUUCUGCGCCUAUAAAACGUGAUAGAAUUCCCCGUAUGCCAUCUUGAAAUCAGGAUAUAACGACGGACGCCAUCCCAAAUGAGUCUAUAUUCUCAAUCGCAGUCAAUACAGCGUGGACCUGCUAGGUAGGGAGGGGGGGCGUUAGACUUAAGUGCUCAAUGACCCCGGUUCAGGCCUCGUGUGCAGCAGUGCACGAGGUCGGAAUAUGACUGAACGGUGGUACUUAAUGAACCGCAAAUGGGCAUUUCAGACUUAUAUACUUUUGUCUAUAACAAUUUCCGACUGUCCGAAUAUUCUUCCCUUAUUCCCGGGAGCGUCUUAGGGCAACAUAACUUCAGAUUCGAAGUUCGGACACCCACCUUGAAGAGGCAACUGCAAGUCGUCUAAACAGAAUUUAUGAACACCUCGAAGUUUACGAGGACGAGAAUUGUGGAUGCCGGAAAUAAUUAAAACUAUCUAACACCGACCUUAGAGCAGGAUUUUGGUGCGUUGACUAAGGAUUGAUCAAAGUCAGACGCUCAGAGGAUCAUUCCCACUCCCUACCCAGUCUUCGUAAGAGAACACUCAGGGGGACCUCUCAAACUGGCGAUAUCUCAGGGACCUAAGCAAUGUAUAACGGUCAAAAGGCGCUCAGGCGGACUGUUGUGUCAUGAUCACAUGCUAUCCGGUAUGCAUACAGUAGCCGAAUAGGAUGGAUGCGCAUCAACCUGCUUCAGAGCUCUAUUGCGCUUUAAGUGCAUCACUGUGUUGGUAGCUCCUCAAUCGUAUAUGACCGAUGCUCCAUGGGUACUAGAUCAGAAACACCGAAUGCAAUUAAGGCUCUGCUUGCUGUUUUCACAGCGGUCAACCAACGCUUCCUGUCACCAACUUGGACGUUUGUGUGCCUUCAGUCGUUUUGAACAACUUAGUCCACGGUAGUUUGGCACAUUUCGGUUACUUAUGACGGAGAAAGACGAGGGUUGCUGCCAACAACAAGAGUUGUUGGAAUUUUCUCUAUCCUCGGGCUCUUCUCGUAUAGUUUACGGUGCAUAAUUCGCCGAAACAUCCACUUUUCCACAGUAGCAAUUCCUGUUUGUUGCCUCAAUGACCAAUUUUCAGUGUUCCUGAGUCCACCGUUUUCUAGGGGGGCAUAAAGUUUUUAAAUAGUUGCCUGCUUGACAGAGGUGAGAUACGCUUUGGACAUACUUCUACUUGUUGCGUUAUUCAUCGUGACCAACUCAGCAGUCAGUUUCGUGUUGAAGGUCGACCGUGUCUCUAACAAUCGUCUUCGAAUGCAACCUCUUUAUGGCUGACCCGUGGACAUGGCGAGUCAGUCGACUAGCCAGCCACGCAGGCCGUAGUCUAGAGGGACAGACUUGUGCUAGAAGACAGCUCCACCCAUGUCUUUAGACUUCACCAGCCAAUGCGGCGUCCGACCAGUGUGGCGAAUGGUCAACCUGAAACGAUAAAUUAGGGCGCGAUUGAUAGGCUAAUCCUGACGAGUGGUGCAGUCCUCCUCAGGGACCUCGACGAGACAUAUUCAGAAAAUAGCGCAUAAACAUUAUUGAUCGAGUACUUCCAGACGGCCAGUCGCCGGAACACACGAGUUAUUGAAGUUACUUAAGCCUCUUAUAUUAGAUCGAGCUGUUAAAACGAAAAACGUUUCGACGAUCCGAACAUCUGGUAACACAGUGUAUUAAUUUUUGGAAUAUCUGUACGUGGUUUUCCGCGUGUUUCAGGGAAUUCAUGGAAAAACAAAGACCGCCUCUGCUUAGAAGACUGAUAGUGGAUAAGUUUGCGUAGGUCACCACUCCUUUUCCAACCGAAUAACUCCUUUUAGAGUGGAUUCCCACCGACUGGACACUCUGACCGCGAUAAGUAAGAUCCUUUUCAAAUAAACAUUUGUUUAAAACUUUACAGAAAUGUACCAGGAAGCACGAAAAAAACUACUACAAGCGAGACGGGGAGUUCAAAAGCAAAUGGAAUUGUACGCGUGA
Molecule: messenger RNA, 14313 nt
Organism: Spirometra erinaceieuropaei
Lineage: Eukaryota; Metazoa; Platyhelminthes; Cestoda; Diphyllobothriidea; Diphyllobothriidae
Source: the annotation of a GenBank genome assembly